GUGUUUGGCCUUAUUAAAGGAACCAAAGUUGGACUUGUGGUUGAUGUGUCUCAUGUGAGUUACGGUCCUAGACUACUGGAUUUUCAGAAGGACCUUUUGUGCUUAAUAGAUGAACAGCUAUGUUAUAAGAAGCAAUUGUACUGCCUCUCAUUCAGUACAGAAAUUUCACCUCUGUGGGAGAGUCCAAAAAACAUCAAUGUUUGUGUGCUACAUGAAGCAAGACAGUGGAUACAACAGCUGGAGCCUGGUCAAGGCUGCAAUUUGCUGAAAGCCUUAAAACACGUCCUUAUGAUGAAAGAACUGAAUUCUCUGGUUCUUAUUGUAGGAAGCUGCCCUGAUCAGUCUUUGGAAAUACUGUCUGACUAUGCUCAGCAGUGUAUGCUGGGGAGAAAACUGCAGACUCAUGCUGUUACAUAUGAUUGCAGCAAUCCUGCUUCUCUUGCAGUUCUAAAGCACCUUGCAGAAGCUGUAAGAGGCCGUUAUCAUUGCUACUCUUCAAAGGGAGAGAACUUUGAUAGCAGUGAUUUUCAUCUGCUACUUCAGGAGUCCCGGAAGGCUAAGGACCUACUCAAGAGCAUCAAACAGACUCUUCAAAGAAGAAUUGGUGGCUCACUUGUUGGUAGAAUAGCAGAUGUUUCCACAGAAUUUGCAAAUACAGCACCUUCCAACUUCUUACCAAAACCUCCAAAGCAUGAAGGACCAUUAGUUAUUCAAACGCCAUGCGUGCUAGCCAAAACCUCAACAGACUGGUUAAAGACAAAUGGAUUGAAAGCUAAAAAGUUAAACCUUUAUCAAGUUUUGGCACCCAAUGCUUUCUCUCCUGUGGAAGAAUUUGUACCUAUUCUUAAAAAAAAAGUAUCCUCAACUCUGCAUGAGAAAGCAAUGGUGCAGUUUGAAUGGUAUGAUGGAACUGUGAAAAAUAUCCACGUUGACUUGCCAGCAUUAUACAACUAUCAGAAACUCCUUGCUGAAAUGGUAGGAAUCUAUGAGAAACGAAUUGACUGGCUAUCUCUUGCUAGCAGAAGAACAUGGGGAAGUGUUUGUGAAAGGAGGGUCGUUAUACUUGUUGAUGUAUCAGUGACAAACUCUAUGUACAUCAUCCAUAUCCAACAUGCUUUGCGACUUUUACUUGAGGAACAGAUGUCAGAUAAGGAUUACUUCAAUAUUAUAGCAUUUGGGAGUGAUGUCGUGCCUUGGCAGCUGGAACUGGUUCCUGCCCAACCAGAAAACUUACAAAAUGCUUGGAGGUGGGUGUUGAGCUUGCAGUGCAAAGGGAGUAGAAAUUUCAUGAGUGCGCUCAGGAGAGCUGUGGAAGUAGACUUCAAAGACAAAGAUAAACACAAAUCGCAAGGACUUUACAUGCUGACUACUGGAAUACCUGAUCAGGAAACGCACACAGUCAGCGCUUACGUGGGUGAGGUUUGCAGAGGUUUUGAUUUGCAGCUUCAUGUCUGUCUGUUCAGUGUAAUGGAGGACGUUGACUCCAGUGGGAUUGUUCCAGCUCGCUACGCUAACCCAAUUGAAACUGCCACUGCUUUUAAAGAAAUAGUACGGGCAGCCAAUGGGAGAUUUCAUUGGUUUGGAGAAGCAGGUAUUUUUGAAAGUGAUGAUAUCACCGUUAUUGUGUCUGAAAUGGAAAAAGCAAACAACUACUCCCAAAAG
Balearica regulorum gibbericeps (East African grey crowned-crane) is the source of this 1662-nucleotide messenger RNA. Lineage: Eukaryota; Metazoa; Chordata; Aves; Gruiformes; Gruidae. The record is from RefSeq and is a predicted model, not a curated record.